GCCGUCGGCGCAGGGGCCGCCGGGAAAAACACCGCGGGGCCGGUGCAAAGCUGAGGCGGGAUCGUCCGGGCUGGGAUAAUUUAGCUGGCCAUUUGGAAGGCCUCAGGGUGGAAGGCGGGAGGAGGCGGCCGCGCGUGAACGUGCAGACGCGGGCCCUCCGCCUCGGAGCCCACUCGGUGCUUCUCCGCUUGCGCUUCCGGCAGGCGUCGUGGGCGAGUGCGCCUGCGCGCCGGCCUGUCCGCGCGCCUCGCCGCUGACCGCGCACCGGCCGGCCAGCAGCCCGACGGUUCUGGUAUUGCAGGUCACUCGCAGCUCAGCUCGGCUGCGCACCCGCGAGCAGUAUGUCGCGGAGGCGGCACAGCUACGAGAAUGAUGGUGGACAACCUCACAAAAGGAGGAAGACCUCUGACGCAAAUAAAACUGAAGAUCAUUUGGAAUCUUUAAUAUGCAGAAUAGGAGAGAAGAGUGCCUGCUCUUUGGAGAGCAAUCUAGAAAGCUUGGCUGGUGUUUUGGAAGCUGACCUUCCUAACUACAAGAGCAAGAUCUUAAGGCUUCUUUGUACAGUUGCACGUCUGUUACCUGAGAAGUUGACAAUUUAUACAACGUUAGUUGGACUGCUGAAUGCCAGAAAUUACAACUUUGGUGGAGAAUUUGUAGAAGCUAUGAUUCGCCAACUUAAAGAAUCACUAAAAGCAAAUAACUAUAAUGAAGCUGUAUAUUUGGUCCGUUUUCUAUCUGAUCUUGUGAAUUGUCAUGUGAUUGCUGCCCCAUCUAUGGUUGCUAUGUUUGAGAAUUUUGUAAGUGUGACUCAGGAAGAAGAUGUGCCUCAAGUGCGACGGGAUUGGUAUGUGUAUGCAUUUCUGUCAUCUUUGCCCUGGGUUGGAAAAGAGUUAUAUGAAAAGAAAGAUGCAGAAAUGGACCGCAUCUUCUCCAACACUGAAAGUUAUCUUAAAAGACGCCAGAAGACUCAUGUGCCCAUGUUACAAGUAUGGACUGCCGAUAAACCACAUCCACAAGAAGAGUAUUUAGAUUGCUUGUGGGCCCAGAUUCAGAAAUUGAAAAAGGACCGGUGGCAGGAAAGGCACAUCCUAAGACCCUACCUUGCCUUUGACAGCAUCCUCUGUGAAGCACUACAGCAUAACCUGCCUCCUUUCACACCCCCGCCUCACACGGAGGACUCAGUGUACCCGAUGCCCAGGGUCAUCUUCAGGAUGUUCGACUAUACAGACGACCCCGAGGGUCCUGUUAUGCCAGGGAGUCAUUCAGUGGAGAGGUUUGUCAUAGAGGAGAAUCUUCACUGCAUCAUAAAAUCCUACUGGAAGGAAAGGAAAACUUGUGCUGCACAGCUGGUGAGCUAUCCAGGGAAGAACAAGAUCCCCUUGAACUACCACAUAGUUGAGGUGAUCUUUGCAGAGCUGUUUCAGCUUCCAGCACCCCCUCACGUCGAUGUAAUGUACACUACCCUGCUCAUUGAACUGUGCAAACUUCAGCCGGGCUCUCUGCCCCAAGUUCUUGCACAGGCGACUGAGAUGCUGUACAUGCGUCUGGACACGAUGAGUACUACAUGUGUAGACAGGUUUAUUAAUUGGUUUUCUCAUCAUCUAAGUAACUUUCAGUUCCGUUGGAGCUGGGAAGAUUGGUCAGAUUGUCUUACUCAGGAUCUCGAAAGUCCCAAACCAAAGUUUGUAAGAGAAGUUCUAGAAAAAUGCAUGAGGUUGUCUUACCAUCAACAUAUAUUAGAUAUUGUUCCUCCCACCUUCUCAGUUCUGUGUCCUGCAAACCCAACCUGCAUUUACAAGUAUGGAGAUGAAAGUAGCAAUUCUCUUCCUGGACAUUCCGUGGCACUCUGUUUAUCUGUUGCUUUUAAAAGUAAGGCAACUAAUGAUGAAAUCUUCAGCAUUCUGAAGGACGUACCAAAUCCUAACCAGGAUGAUGAUAGCGACGAAGGCUUCAGCUUUAACCCAUUGAAGAUAGAGGUCUUCGUACAGACUCUGCUGCACUUGGCGGCCAAAUCCUUCAGUCACUCCUUCAGCGCCCUUGCAAAGUUUCAUGAAGUCUUCAAAACUCUUGCAGAAAGUAAUGAGGGGAAGUUACAUGUGCUGAGAGUUAUGUUUGAAGUUUGGAGGAAUCACCCACAGAUGAUUGCUGUCCUGGUUGAUAAGAUGAUUCGUACACAGAUUGUUGACUGUGCAGCAGUAGCAAACUGGAUCUUCUCAUCGGAGCUGUCUCGGGAUUUCACUAGGUUGUUUGUUUGGGAAAUUUUGCACUCGACAAUUCGUAAGAUGAACAAACAUGUUCUGAAGAUCCAGAAGGAGCUGGAAGAAGCGAAAGAGAAACUGGCAAGGCAGCACAAGCGUUGCAGUGAUGAUGAUGACAGAAGCAGUGACCGGAAGGACGGGGCCCUGGAGGAGCAAAUAGAAAGACUGCAGGAGAAAGUUGAGUCUGCACAGAGUGAGCAGAAGAACCUUUUCCUCGUCAUCUUCCAGCGCUUCAUCAUGAUCUUGACUGAGCACUUGGUACGCUGUGAAACCGAUGGGACCAGCAUAUUAACCCCGUGGUACAAGAAUUGCAUAGAGAGGCUGCAGCAGAUCUUCCUACAGCAUCACCAGAUAAUCCAGCAGUACAUGGUGACCCUGGAGAACCUGCUUUUUACUGCCGAGCUAGACCCUCACAUCCUGGCCGUGUUCCAGCAGUUCUGUGCUCUGCAGGCCUAAUAAUCAUGUUUCUUCCCUUUUUGUUAUCUUGAAAUAAUUUGUCUUAUUUUUGAUGGUUUGAAUGUUUGCUUUCUUGUAGUAGCCUUUCACUUCCUAAAGGAAAUGGGGAGGAGAGCGAGGAGUAUGACAUUACCCUUAGUUGCCCUGAAGGGCAAGUAUUGCUUGAUGACAGCGAUGUUAUGGUGACUGUAGCGUUGUACUUAUGUGAGACACAACUUUCCUGUGAUGAAUUUGAUACUUUUUCUCCUUAGGGCACAAAACAACAGGUUUGAGGUGUGUAAGAUGCAAGCUCAGACUUGCAAAGUAGUAGAUACAACCAACGGACUAUCUAUCACCAGGGAGCCUAGCUUUUCUCUGCUCCUGGGUAAUAUGGCUGGAAUAAACUGAAGUUAUGUUUUUUAAA
Molecule: messenger RNA, 3117 nt
Organism: Onychomys torridus (southern grasshopper mouse)
Lineage: Eukaryota; Metazoa; Chordata; Mammalia; Rodentia; Cricetidae
Gene: Ncbp1
Product: nuclear cap binding protein subunit 1
Exons: 23
Coding region: 342-2714 (790 amino acids)
Biological process (GO): nuclear-transcribed mRNA catabolic process, nonsense-mediated decay; regulation of mRNA processing; mRNA export from nucleus
Cellular component (GO): nucleus; nuclear cap binding complex
Molecular function (GO): mRNA binding; RNA cap binding; protein binding
Source: RefSeq, a predicted model, not a curated record